Vanrija pseudolonga is the source of this 2868-nucleotide messenger RNA. RefSeq names its product UBA domain-containing protein 7 (gene ucp7). The record is from RefSeq and is a predicted model, not a curated record. Gene Ontology annotation, molecular function: clathrin binding. The transcript has 3 exons. NCBI's taxonomy places the organism in Eukaryota, Fungi, Basidiomycota, Tremellomycetes, Trichosporonales, Trichosporonaceae. Gene Ontology annotation, cellular component: intracellular membrane-bounded organelle; vesicle; cytoplasm. Bases 46 to 2829 code for a protein of 927 amino acids. Gene Ontology annotation, biological process: clathrin coat disassembly; clathrin-dependent endocytosis.
CCUUCAGCUCCAACUAGUACUCACACCACCCCUCACACGCACCGCAUGGACGACCUUCUCGACCUCAACUGGUCGUCAGCGUCCCCAGCGACCUCGUCAGCAGCUGGCAACGGCCAAAAGCCACCAGGCACGACGGCUGGCUUGGGCCGCAACUCUGCCGUGUCGAGCUCGUUUGACCUCUUGUCCAAGCCGGCUGGUGCUGGGCCAUCCUACUUUUACUCGUCCAACAGCACCCCGAGAAGCACUACACCCCUCGCUCCCGCUCCUCUACAGGCAGGAAGCAAGCUAAACGGCCUGGGAGCUCCGCUCAACCCGUCAUCACGGACCGCUACGCCCUCGGCUCCAGCAUCUCGUACGAGCCCAGCUCCUGCUGCUCCCAAGUCGUCCGGUGCCGAUGCUUUCUCUUCACUUCUCGGUGGCGCAGGUGCCACUGGUCCUGGAUCAGCCGCGGGGAGCAAGUCGAUGACCAUGGCUGAGCGGCAGGCGCAGCUCUCUGCCGAGAAGGCGGCUAAAGAGGAGCACGAGCGAGCACAGUUUGCUGGUGACGAUGGGUUCUGGGACAAGUUUGGGGACGCGCCGUCUUCAUCCAAGUCGCCUACAAUUAUCGCACCUACUCCUGCUCCUGCGUUGAAGGCUGCCGUUCUCCAGCCCAGCUCGGCACCAACGUCUCGACCGUCAUCAUCUGCUCCGCAAACCAAGAACACUGCCGGGUCACUCUGGGACAACGAGGACUUCCUCUCACCAAGCCCCGUCACGUCGCCGAAACCUGCGUCGUCUCCAUCAGCGGCAUCGGCUGCCCCGGCGGACCCAUGGGACUUUGACGCCCUGUCAGCCGCUGUUCCAGCCCAGUCGAGUGCGAAGCAGAGCCAUGUCAAGCAAGACUACAACUAUGGAUCUGGAGAGGACGAGGACGAUGACCUUCUGGGCGAGCUCGGGCGGCCAGUGCGCCGACGUAGCCCCAAGCCCGAGCCUCCAGCCCGUUCCUCUGCAGGCGGACGGCCCUCGUCUCCUCCGCCACACAUCAUCGGCCAGAUCGUCGAAAUGGGUUUCUCUCCCGCCCAGGCGCGUGCCGCUCUUGCUGCUACAGCCACUGGCGAGGACGUCCAGGCUGCCAUCGAGUCGCUCCUUCCCGGCAGCGGACGAGCCAGCCGAGGGGAUGACCGUCCAAGGCGACACGAGCCCGAGGACUUUGAAGCCGACGACGAACGAGUGGCGCGGGAGAUGCAGUUACGCGAAGAACAGCGGCGUGCACGCCAUGCGGCGCGACGAGCGGGUCCAUCCCGUGAGACGGCGCGUCAGCAGCACGACCAGGGCGAGGAAGGUGGCGACCAGGUGGAUCGCAUCAUGGCGCAGGCGACCGAAGUGGGCUCGUCAAUGCUCUCUGCUGCUACGAGCUUCUGGAACAGAAGUAAGGAGCAGGCAUUGAAGGUGUACGAGGAGCAAAGGCGGGCCCUUGAUGCCCAGCAGGCGGCCAAGCGCGGCAACAAGCCUCCAACAGACGGCCGACCGCGGUGGAUGGUGGAGGCUGAGGAAGCAGGAGGCCACGAACGCAAUGAGCGUGCUCAUCAGUCACCCCAGCGCCAGGAGAGGGGCCAUGGUGGCUUCCGUGACGACAGUGAUGACGAGGUUCUCCCUCCGCGACCUCAGCAGCAGAGGCAGGCGCAGCGUGCCUCUGCAGCGGCACCACCGGCACCUGUGGCCCCCAAGGCCGAGCUCUCCGUCAAGGAACGCGCCGACCUGCUCUUCGCUGAGGAGCCAAAGCGAUACGUCUCGAAGCAUAGACAUCCCAAGGGACGUGGUGGGUCGUCGCCAGCACCCGCCCCGGCAGCGGCUACACCCCAGAGGCCUGCGACGCCCUUACGCACUCGCGAGAUCGUCCCAGCGUCGGCUUCCCAAACCAGCAACGCGGCAACGCACAAGGCCAAGGGCAACGAGCACUUCAAGCUCGGCCGCUUCUCAGAAGCCGAGUCAGCGUACUCGACGGCGAUCAACGCACUGCCUGCGGGCCAUCUUCUGCUAGUCCCGCUGUACAACAACCGCGCGGCAGCAAGGCUGAAGCUUGGCGAGGCAAGCUCUUCGGCCGCCGACAGCACGACUGUUAUCGAGCUUGUCGGCGUGUCCUACCACCCUUCAAAGGAGGUUCCUCUCCCUGCAGCGCUCGCCGAGGUCAAGCUGGGUGACGCGUUAGUCAAGGCUACGACGAAGCGUGCCCAGGCUUGGGAAAUGGCUGAGAAGUGGCGCCAGGCGCUUGAGGACUGGGAACGUGUGCUCGGCUUCGAUGCCGCCCUCAGCGGCGGCAGCGGCGCCGCCAGCAAGUCGCAGGCCAGUGAGGGCAUCAAGCGCUCCAAGGCCAUGCUCAGCGGCGGCACAAGCAGCAACGGCGCGCCCGCUCCAUCACGACCCAAGCCCGCCUCCAAGCCUGCGACACCCCGCCCUUCGCGCCCCGUCGAUGUUUCCAAGUCUUCAGCCGUCAGCGAGCUGCGCAAGGCUGCUGAGGAAGCGGCAAAGGAGGACGACCAGCGCGACGCGCUCAAGGACCAGGUGGACGCCAAGCUCGAGGCCUGGCGCAAGGGCAAGGAGACCAACCUCCGUGCCCUGAUCGCCAGCCUCGACACGGUCCUCUGGGACGAAAUCCUGAAGGGGGGCCUCAAGGUCGGCAUGCACGAGCUCGUGACUGAGAAGCAGGUCAAGAUCAAGUACAUGAAGGUUGUAGCGCGUCUGCAUCCCGACAAGCUGGCCGCCACGUCGGCAAACGUUGAGCAGCGCAUGCUCGCGAACGGCGCAUUUGGUACCCUCGCCGAGGCAUGGGCUGCAUUCAACAACAACUAGACGUGCGAAGGCGCAUACUCAUGCAUCGUGUCAACUUAG